Drosophila serrata is the source of this 8722-nucleotide messenger RNA. RefSeq names its product protein DOP1 homolog. NCBI's taxonomy places the organism in Eukaryota, Metazoa, Arthropoda, Insecta, Diptera, Drosophilidae. Gene Ontology annotation, biological process: Golgi to endosome transport. The record is from RefSeq and is a predicted model, not a curated record. Gene Ontology annotation, cellular component: trans-Golgi network; endosome.
AAAGUUCAAAACAAUUGCGUUUGUCUGUGUCUGUCUCCGUCACGCGCACCCCCCACCAUCCCGCGCUCCCUGCUGCCUAGGGCAAACAGCAGAAUAUUCGUCAUCAGCUGGUCUCUAGCUUAUCGCUCUCUCCAUUCCCGUUGCAUUUCGGAGAAAGAGAGAGGCACCGAGCGAGAGCAUUCACAUAUUUACAAUUUUCUGCUCCUGCCACGCGCGACGACGUCGCUGACGUUAUUUUCUGGGCCGAUAUUGCAGUUGGAAAGUAUAGAUUGCCUCGCAAACACGAACCACACACACAUCUAGGGUUAAUUGCCAGACCCGCUGCCAAUUAAGCGGAAGCGCCGUGUAGCUCUUCUCCCACCAAAUCGCCAACGACUCCGCACACACACACACGUAGCUAGAGAUCGGAGCCACCAUGGAGACUUCUGCGGACGCGCUCGUCGAGGAGCAGAAGCUCAUGGCGGAGGCCAAGUACCGCACCUACAUGACCAACAUAGACAAGGCGCUGCGCAAUUUCGAGUACUCCAGCGAGUGGGCGGAUUUGAUAUCAGCACUGGGCAAGCUCAGCAAGGCCAUAUCGAGCAAUACGCAAUACCAGGUCAUUCCACGUCGCCUGAAGAUAGCUAAGCGUCUGGCACAGUGCAUGCAUCCCGCCUUGCCCUCCGGCGUUCAUCUCAAGGCCCUGGAGACGUACUCGGUGAUAUUCAGCAAGACGGGGCCAGAGCGCCUGGCCACGGAGUUUAUAUACAGCGCUGGUCUGUUCCCGCUACUCGGCUAUGCCGCCAUGAACGUGAGGCCCGCUUUGCUGGCCAUCUACGAGAACUACUUUGUGCCGCUGGGCGACAAGCUGAGGCCUGCGCUGAGCGGCUUUCUCAAUGGCGUCUUGCCCGGCUACGACUGUGGCUUGGAUCACUUUGAACGGAUUAGCUCUCUGCUCAAGCAAGUGUGCAAUGCCGUGAAUCCCAUGCACUUCUACACGGUGCUCUGGGAGUCGGUGGCAAACAAUGCGGCUAUAAGGCUGCCGGCCAUCACCUAUCUGCUGGAGCACUUCAACAAGCGACUGGACAUGCAGGAGCAAAUCUACAUCAUGGGCCACAACAGGGAGAUUAUGAUGUCGGCGUUGUGCGCCUGCCUGAAUGAUUCUUUGAUCCUGGUGCAGCGCAACACCCUGGAGUUCCUGCUGCUAGGCUUCCCCAUGCACACGGCUCUGCUCAGCGAGGACGAUCUGGUGAAGCUGGUCACCAAUGGGCUCAAUACCAUCCUCAGGCGGGAUAUGUCGCUAAACAGGCGACUGUUCAGUUGGCUGCUGGGCAGCGAAGUGGCCAAGAACUCGCCCACCUAUGACACCCUUUCACUGGACACCACGAAUGGCCCGGAGGAGGAGCCGGAGCCGGAACCGUACUUCGUGAAGCAUUCGCGGCACAUCCUUAUUCGAGCUUUAAUCACCACGCUGCGGCUGAGCCUAGAUUGCUCGCCCAUGGACCUGAAGCCCUACAGGAUCAUGCUUUCCCUGCUAGACAAGGCGGAGAUUGGCAGCGCCGUACUGGACUAUGUCCUGCAUGACAUUAUGCGCGCCAUGUACAUCUCCAGCGGGAAUGCUGAGGCCUUAAAGUCCGCCAACCUUCUGUUUGCCACUUUCGAUCCUGCGUAUAUUUGGAGCUACAUGACCAACAUGUUCGAAAGAGCCUGCCAGCAGGCCAACGCCUCGCAGGAGAGGGUCCAACAGGGAGAAACCUCUGGAAGAUACGACUGCGAUGUGGGUUCGGGGGAUCCCUGUGUGCUAGAGAUCUGCGUGCUAACCGAAUUCCUACUGGAAACCGUCUCUCUGGAGAUGUACACGGAGACCACAAGGGUGUAUCUGCCGAAGGUCUUUCUGGCCAUCACCCAGUUGCUGUCCCUCCACAUGGAUCGCGUGAGCAGCAGCGAGAUUACGGCCUCGCUCAAGCUCUGCAUGAAAAUCGUCUCCAGGGUCCAGCCCAUGAUAACAAGUCCCAUAAAACUGAACAAGCUGAUAGAGCAGAACGGUGGCUCCUCGUCGGACGAGAAGAUCACCGUGAAUUCGGUAAGUGACAAAGUGGAGGCGCCCAGCAGUUCCCUGGAGAAGAGCAAGUCGGACUCGCGACUAAAUCAGUUUGCGGAGAACUCACUGCACGGCACCGAUCCCAACAACGAUGAGGAGCUGAUUCGGCGCUCGGCCUCCAAUCAGAGUGUGGGUCGGCACAGUCCCAACAAGAAGAAGGCCAAGUCUAUUUCCAGGCUGUCUGAGCUGGACAAGGAUAUCAGCGCCUCGGACACACCGCAGUCCUCCUCGGAUCUUGACACUCCGCGGAGCAUUAAGAAGCUCAAGGCCAAGGCCAAGGUGCCAUUCAUACGCAGUCCCAAAAAGCAGCGGCCUAAGGACAUUGCCCUGGUUCAGUCAAACACUACAAGCAAUGCCGGCGAUGGUCCUAGCACCGAGGAACCCAAGAGUGCUCCUCCAGAGCAAUCCCCGCAGUUCCAGCUGGACGAAGAGAGCCGGGCCACACAGCAGCGGGGUUUCUCAAUUCUGGAGAAAUGCAUCCGCCAGUAUGAGAUCUUCUUCGAAGUUUACCUGGCCCGUAAGAUACUCCAGAUCCAAGCGGAGCCCAAGGAAUGCGCGGUGAGGGUUCAGUUGCAGAGAACCACCAGUACGAGUCACACCUCCAAUCUGUUUCUGGCCGAGCAAGUCCUAGAGCAUGAGUGCGCCGAGCGAGAGUCACAAAUAGAGAGGCUGUUCAACUUGCUCCGCGUGGACAUAGUGCCGCGCUCCAAGCAGCUGCAGAGGCUGUUGAAUCGUUCCCUGCCCCUGCCUGUCAGUGCCAGUGAGCUAAGCAGCGACAGCGAGGCACAGGAGGAAAAACAACAGAGUCUGCUCAUCGAUGGGCAAACGCAACGCAGUGUCCAGCAGUUGUCGGAGCUCCAGCUGAGCGUAUCCCUUCGUGGAGCUGUCAAACUGGCAGCUACUCUGCUCGUGGAGAUGUCGACGUUUCCCAACUGCAACAAGCACAUUGUUCUAGACAGGAAUGAGCCUGAAUUACCCAACUGGCUGAAGGUCCUCUGCCUGGUGGCAUGUUUUGCUCAGAGCGACAAAGAGCUACAGGUCUCGGCCAUUACCACGCUCUUCGAUCUCAUCAGCCUUUUGCGUUCGCAAAUCGAGCACACGACCAGUCCCGGUGUCACUUUUGUGGUAAUGCUGCCGCUGCUCAAGUUCGGCCAUGUCAGCUACAUGGAACAGCACUCUCGCGUCUUCCAGCUGGUGAGCUCCAUACUGUGGGAUUACCUAGGAGCCGCCGGUAUAGAUCCAGCCCAGAUUGCAGCGCUCCUCCAUCAGCUGCACAGUUGCCUGGAGAGUGGGCUGGUGGAAACGGUAAUUGGCAAUCGGAUGCAGGCACAACAUCUCCUCCAAAUUCAACCGCCUUUCCUUGGCCGGACAGCCUUGCGCAGCUUCCAGAUGGAACGCCUGGCGGAUGCCCAGCUGCUGUGCCCCACGGAAUCAACGGAGAAACUGCGCGAGAGCCAGGCGCGCAGCUUCAAGAAGUUCGAGCUGCUGUGGCACCUGGGCAGAGCCAAGCAGCCGACGCGUGGGUUUGAGAAGACGCUUCUUAAGGUGCUGGACACCUUGGCGCUGCCUCACUACAUGUCGGAGCGGACGUUUGUGACCAACUGGUUGCAGGCUUCGUUGCUGCGUGGCGAUCUCGCCCGGGUAACCAAGCCGCUCUACAAGAUCCUACUCUCCGCCAGCUCCAAGCGCGUGGGCAUCGUUCACAUGCAGCAGUUGUACCGCGAAGCCGAUGCGGAAGUCACGCCUGCCUUUGAGCGCGACGUAUACGCCAUCAGCUCGGAGCAGGGCAACGUGAAGUAUCAUCACAUGGAGACCACCAGCGGGGGUAAGAAGAAGAGCCCCAUCCGGAACUUCCCCAAGAAGAUCUUUGGGGUCACACUGAGCGGCGGCAAGGCCAACAAGGUUUCCAACUUCGUGAGCGACAAAGCGGCAGCAACAACGGUGACCAGCAGCAGCGAGGCAGCCCAGGAUGUCAGCACCAUCGGCCUGAUCAUCAAUCCACUAGAAAAUGCUAACGACUUUGACGACGAAACGGAUCUGGAGGAGCCGCGGAUCGAGAUACCUCACAAGGAGACGCCGCUGGAGCAGAAGCUGGCCUGUGCCAUGGACGAGAGCGAACAGCCCUCGCAGGAGCAAGAGCAUUCGCAACGGGGAGCCCAGCAGCCCGACCAGAGCCUCCACUUUGACCAGGAUAUAACGGACAACUCGGACAGCAGCGACUUCGAGUCGGACUCGGAGCUGCGCGAGACCAGUCUGGAGAAGGAGGACAGUAUCACGGUGAGUUCGAGUGCCGGUAUCAGUGACGAUGUCAAGCGCUUUGUCGGCGACUGCGAGCGGGUCACCGAGGCCUUGUCGCAGCACGAGAAGAUCAAGAGCCGAAAGACGUACCGCCUGACCAGAGAGAAGACACCCGGAGAGUGCAGUCUCAACUCGCUGGAGUCUCAGCAAAAGGAGCAAGAGCAGCAGAGCACGCCCGACCUUCAAGCGGAUGCCUUGCCGGCCGACGAGUAUUUCCGGGAGGACAAAAAGAUGGGCAAGCGCAAGAAACUGUUGAUUGCCGGCGAGAAGAAGCGUCUCAGCUGCAUCUCAAAGACCUCCACGGACAGCAAUCUUAGUGGUUCGCACGUAGAGCAGCCAGAGCUUGAGGAGGAAUCAGAGGAGCCGGCCACAGAGUCCACAAUUAACGUAGAGGAUAAGCGCCGCAACCUUAGCUUGGAGACGAGCAAACUCCAGCCGGAUAUGCAGAAGACCCUGGAGAAGGGCAAGCAGAAUGUAGAGAUCUUGCGUCAGAACAAUGCUGCAGCAGCAGCCGCUGCAGCGGCUGCGGAGGAGCAAACGUGCAGCCUGCGCAGCUCUAUGAAGAGCAGCACUUCCCUCACCGACGCCGCUCACCUGUACCACAACCACUUGCUGCUCUACCUGGCCAUCUACGAUACGCGCCAGACGCUGUACGCCCUGCAGACCCUGCGCAAUAUCAUCUGCUGCGAUCGUCGCACCUUCCUCUGCCUUUCUAUCACCACGUCCUUCUCCAGCGGCAGCCUGAAGCAGCUGCUGGUGCGCCAUCGCAAGAGCAUCUCCGGCAAGGGCUUCGACGGCAGCGUGGGCAGCUCGGAGUACGCCCAGGCCUCGGGCUGCAUGCAGCUGGAGCUGUUGGUCACACUAUGCCUGUUCUACGCCCGUGGCUACUUUCAGAGGGAAUCGCUGGACGCCCAGAGGCAGCCGCCUACGCUGCAGGACAUCGUGAAUAACCGAAGGAUCCAGCUGGAGAGCAUUGAGCUACUGACGGUGAUCUGCUCUGAGCUGAUCGAGAUCGUCAAGGGAAUGGGCACAGGGCUGGCCCGCUACAUCGCUGACCUCCUAGCCCGUGCCAAGCUUCAGAAGGUGAUGCUGCACUGCCUCAAUAGCUCCGUGUGCAGCUAUGGCCGCAGCAGGACCACCUCCAACUCGGCCAGCUAUGCGGAGCAGGUACUCAGCUUUAACGAUCCGCAGGAUGACCAGCUGCAUGCCGAUUGCUUCCAACUGCAGCUGCUACGCCUGCUGCUUGCCGUGAUUCGGCUGGAGCACGAGGUGCAUCAGGUGCGGCAGGAUACGCCGCCCACAGCGGGCGAGGAUACGGCGGGCAAUGCCUCGCCCACCCGCCUGACCGAAGGAGCGGCGGCGGCCAAUGUCAAGUAUCUGCCCAACUGCCUGAUUAGCCAGCAGCCCAUGUUCCUGGCCGCCGUCUUGGGCGCCCUGCAGCAGGAACGACUGCGCCACCUGCACCGCAACUGGACAGACCUGGUGACCUCCUCGCUUAACUGCUUCUCCUUCGGCUCUCUCACCAAUAUCGUGAUCAGCGUGGUUCACCAGCUGUGCAGCAAUCUGGAUCGUCUGGCCAAACUGCCACUACCCCAGCAGCGACAUUUUCCGCCGGACUAUGUCGUAUCCCAGCUGGAGGCCCUGACCAUCCUUUGCCACUACUGCCUGCUGGAUAACACGCAGCAGACGGCGCUCUCGCACCUGUUCAACCAGGCCUACCCGCAGACCAGCUCCUCGGCCCAGAGCUCCAGCACUGGACAGUUGCUCAACAGCAUUGUCCACUCCUUCCUGUCGGCCAGCGAAUCUUCCGGCACGUCAGUGCCGGCGCCAAGGAAUCCCCAGCUCCAGGCGGCGCGUAAUGCCGUGCUCUCGCACCUGCCAAGGAUCAUGAGCAGCGUGGCUGCCAUUUGGGACAGCGAACUGGGACAGCUACGACCGGUGCGGCAGCAGCUUUUGGAGUUUCUGUCGCCGGUCUCACUGCAUCACGGCUGCAACUUCCUGGCCGCCGUUGCCGUCACCUGGCAGCAGCGCGGCGUUGCCGCAAAUAUGAGUGGUCUGAGCAUCUCGGAGCAGUUCCAGCGCAACUCCACGCUGCAGGCGUGUCCCGCCCAGCUCUCGCUCGUGUCCCUGGUGUCUAGCAUUCGCGUGAUGCCGAUGGACUCGUUCGUUAUGACCCUGCAUCAUGUGGUUCGCUCGCCACCGCCGAUCCACCGACCGCCUGCCCAGCUCAGCAUCGAGGUAAGCUCGUUGGAGCUAUUUUACUUCUACAUGCGAUCGGCCCCGGCUCCCCAGCUGGCCGAUGCCUGGAGCUCGCUGCUCGCCCUCAUCCGAGAUGGAUUGAACCUGACGCCUCCAGCUCAGUUCGCUCUGCUGAUGCUGCUCAACGAGUUCGUUCAGCGUUGUCCGCAGAUGCCCUUCCAGGACAAGAAGGAGGUUCGAGAGCUGCACGACGUCACCUCGCGGCUGGUGGACUCGCUGUCCAGCGUGGCUGGCUCCUGUCUGGAGCAGACCACCUGGCUGCGUCGCAACUUGGCCGUUAAAGAGGACACCGAUGGCUUGGCCAAGGACAACAGCGUAGGCGGCGGUGGACUGCAGCAGUACUCCCUCCAGGCGCAGAGCGUUCUGGCAGCCAUCCUGUCGAACCUGCUGGACGUGGCAUACGGGUCACAGGAGAAGGACAAAGUGGUUAAUAUUGUCACCCCGCUGCUGUAUAAUAUAACUCCGUACUUGAAGAAUCACACGGCUCGGAACGUGCCCUUCUUCUACGCCUGCUCGGCGCUCUUGGCUAGCCUGAGCGGGUAUCAGUACACGAGGAAGGCGUGGCGCAAGGAUAUGCUGGACCUGCUGCUGGACAACGCCUUCUUCCAGAUGCACCUCUCGUGCCUUCCCUUUUGGCGCAUGAUCAUGGACAGCCUAAUGACGUACGACAAUACCACAUUCCGGGAGCUAAUGACCCGCGUUUCGCUCUCACAGGCGGGCAGCCUCAACAUCUUUACAUCGCGCGACCAGGAGUACGAACAGCGGGCCAUGCUGCUCAAGCGUCUGGCCUUUGUCAUCUACUGCAGCGAGUUUGAUCAGCACAACAAGUACAUGCCGGAUAUCCAGGAGCAACUGGCCAACAGUUUGCGACUCGUUCCAAUGGGUCCCUCCGUUCAGGCCGCCGUGUUCCUGUGUUUCCGUGUGCUCCUCCUCCGCAUGUCACCCGACCACGUAACCUCCCUGUGGCCCAUCAUUAUUGCGGAAAUGGUGCAGGUGUUCCUGCAAAUGGAGCAGGAACUCAAGUCGGAGAGCGAGGAGAGAAACCAACAAAUGCGCAUGCCCUCGGGUAUUGAUGUCUCCUGGUCCUCCGCUUCGACAGCCAGCAAUGGCUACAGCUCCCAGACUCCUAUGCAGCACUGGCGCUCGGUACAGCUGGAGGCUUGUAAGCUCCUUGAAUUAGGAUGCGUGCUGCCGGCCACCAAGUUGCCGCAUUUCCAGAUGUAUCGUUGGGCCUUCGUGGGCACCGAGUUCGACGUGCACGAGGAGGAGGUGCGGCUCCCUAAUGGCAGCCUAGAGAACCUGGCCAUGCUGCCCAGUGCUAUCUACGUUCCGCAUGUAAGACGGUUGGUCAGAUUGAUGGACAUGAAGUAUACUAGCCAGUCGCCGCUUUUGCAACGGCCCAGCAACCGGCAUCUGAUGCUGCAUUUCCAGCAAUUGCAAUCGCUGCAGGAGCUGUACGCCUUCUUCUCCACAUUGGGCUUCAAUUGCCCGCAGCCGAGAAACUUUGCCGACACGGAACAGGAUGUGGCUAACUGCCUGCAGGAGAUCGAGGAGGUGCUGGCCAAUGACUUCCUGGAGAAGCUGCCCAGUAUCACCACGCCCAGAUGAAAGCCGGUUGCCGUUCACCGGCCGCCGACGCAGUCGCAGAUCCAAGCGAAUGGAUCUCAAUUCGAGCUCAAGCUGAAUCUGAAUCUGAAUCUAGGCAUGGAGUCUGCCUUGGAGGCAGGCCAGCCAUCGCGCAUCCUGGCCGCCGUGCAGGCCAAGCUAAGCAGCCAAAAUGCCGAGACGAGCUUCAUGCAGCAGACCCAACACACCAACAAUAACAAGAAGACCAACUUUCCAUUUUAUGUCUAAGCAGGGUGAGGAGGAUGUAGCGCUGGAUCAGGAGAUGACGCCGAUAGUAUGAUAGCUAGCUAUAUAGAUAGAAAUGUCCGUAGUGUGAUCGAUCGUUUUAACUGUUGUGUGUUUGAGGAGGACUAGCACCCCGUAAUUGUAUAUGUAUAACUAUAAUAUAACCAUAACCAAUGUAUCUAACUGUUGAUAGUUGCGGAUGUUCCGGAUGUGAAUAAGAAGAGAGACAAAACU